Molecule: messenger RNA, 3771 nt
Organism: Orbicella faveolata
Lineage: Eukaryota; Metazoa; Cnidaria; Anthozoa; Scleractinia; Merulinidae
Biological process (GO): regulation of transcription by RNA polymerase II
Cellular component (GO): nucleus
Molecular function (GO): RNA polymerase II cis-regulatory region sequence-specific DNA binding; DNA-binding transcription factor activity, RNA polymerase II-specific
Source: RefSeq, a predicted model, not a curated record
AUAAAUUAAAUCUACUUGGGUAAAAAGGUGUUGCAAAUCUUUUAUUCGCUUGGCGUGACAAAUUUGAACUGAGAAAGCUAUUUAUUGUAAAUCUCUCCCAUUUUGGUGUGUUUGUCUUUUCUUUUUGUUUCUCUAAAGUAAACUGACUCGUACGGAGAAAAGCUGAAUCAUUGUUGAAAAUAUUAAGAAAUAUUAACAUUUAGUUGUUCGGUCUCCUUUACAGCUCACAGAUAUCAUUUUCACACCACAAGAAAUGAAACAAAACCAAAAAAUUAAAGAAUAAAACCAGGAUUGAUAUUGCAAUAUAAUUACAUUUAGUUCAGCUGCAAGGGUCACUCUCUUCAGCCUCCAUUUAACAAGUUUCAUUAAAAUCAUACCCUUAAUCCAAUUUUAAAAUUACACUCUGAAGUCAACAGAAUACCUUAAGCAAUGUACUUUGUUUUCUAUUAGAAAUUUGACUUAUUAAGCGUGGAGUUGUCCGAAGUAAUUUACAGCACGCGAACCCGUGCUACCAACGUGCAGGCAAUGCUUGGUUCCAAAACGACGUUUGUUUAAAGAAGUUUGCUGGACGAAAAUUUUAAUCACAAUUGAGCUCACUUUGUUGCUAAUCUUUAUAAUCAAGUUGGCUUUCAAUUUCCUCUCUUUACCAAAUAAGUCACAAAUCAGUUGCGACGAGUUCAUUAACAUGGGACAAUCCGCGAUGGGAGAACCAAUAGGACAACAGAAGUCAACUCAAGCCUGUGUAUAAAAAAACAGGAGGCGUUCAGCUGAUAUGUGUAAUUACUGUAACAUUUGUUCUCCCAGGUUGAUUGAAAUAAAUUUGAUAGCCAGCUUGAAGCAGCCUUCAAACUCAGUCAAGGGCUCGCAAGGUCAACACAUCGAGCAGCCAAAAUUUCUGCAGUUUGCACGAUCGCCAACGAGGAGCAUAACAGAACAAAAUCAAGCGAACAACUGUACCCUAAGGUUUUGGGCUCUUAUCACAUCAUGCCGAAAUCUUUCCUUGUUCGAGUCCGUAAGGGACACGCGGAUGUCACUGAAAGCGCGCCUCCAGAGUUAGUUCCUGAAGAAAGCCACUUGCCCUUUCUUAUUCAAGAGUCAAAGAAACAUUGGGUGACAGAACGCAGUGCCUCAGUGAUUUUAAACGAGCCCAGUUUUAAAAGCAAUAAUCUUCCAGAACGAAAACCUUCUACAAAAGACAUGAAAACAACUUUCAGCAAGAAAGAUGAACAUUUCGAAAAGACCAUGAAAGCGCAGCAUGAAAACGAGCUGGAGCAAAGCAACUCUCUUGACACGUUCACGUGCAACACCUGUCAGAAAAUAUUCUGCACACCACACGGCUUGGAGGUACACGUGAGGCGCUCACACGCGGGUAGCCGCCCGUACGGCUGCGCCACGUGCGGAAAGACAUUCAGUCAUUACGUCAGCCUUGCACAACACAGGAAGACGCACACUACUGUUAAGAUAUUCGAGUGCAAGACUUGUGGUAAACAUUUCAAGCGUUCCUCGACCCUGUCCACGCAUAUGCUGAUUCACGCCGACAUCAGGCCAUUUUCUUGCGAUUAUUGCGGCAAACGAUUUCACCAGAAGUCGGACAUGAAGAAACACAUGCUCGUGCACACAGGAGAGAAGCCCCACAAGUGUCGCCAGUGUGGAAAGUGUUUUAGUCAGUCUUCCAAUCUCAUCACUCACAGCCGUAAACACCUGGGAUUCAAACCGUUUGCCUGUCAGACAUGUGGUAGAGCAUUCUACCGCAAAGUAGACUUAAGGAGGCACAGUCACGUUCACCGGAUCAGUUGUCAUAGCAACCGUAAGGCGUACGGAGAGUUUUGUUUUGAUCCGACGGUACUCAUGUCCACGUCACCAAAUUAACAAUACUCCUUAGAUACAUGCAACGAGUCGCUGACACUGCCCCAAUGCUCGAGCUACCCUGCUCGUCGUUGGAGAAGUGAGCCCCUUGGUGUAAAAUUGUAUACGACUUCCCUUGUCCUCUCCACUCACUUCUCUCCCUUUUUGCCCAUCCCAGGCGCGCUCGCUCGCUCGCUCGCUGGAAAAUGGAAAGGAAACGUCUGCUAAACAGGCUAUCUCAAACAUAGUUUGAGUUGCCACCAUUUUCGUAAGCCAAGGUUUUAAAACAUGGUUCAAAAUCCAACGACAUUUUUGUGUCGUGUACGGCAGGCGCAAGCGAAUUGAAGUUUUGAUUUACACGAAACAAUCUGUAUUGUAGACUUGUCGUAAGCCUGUCGCGUGAGACAAUCAGCCCUAGCAACUUUGCAAGUUGGAAGAAGGGUUCAAGAGAUACGAAGAAUUAAAUUUCUCAACAAUGUAACUAAGCUAAGACCUAGUCGCAUUCUGAUAAGAAUGUAACACGUUAUAUUAUGAAAUAGUCGCAUGAGCAAAAAGUACAUAAACAAUUGUAGCAAAUUCCGCUUAUUUUGAAAACUUUGAACAAAAAUUUCGACAAAGACAGAGAGAAAUUUAAUCUCUGCAGAGUGCACAGUUUCUGACAACAACUAGAGUAGUUACCAAUAAAUAUUUGCUUAUCUGAGAAGCGCUUAACUAUUUGAAAGCGUGUACCAAUUAUGUUCCAGAUAACUUGUAUAACUAAUAAAAGCAUAAAUCUAAAACUUGUUUAUUUUACUUCGGAAAUUAGUGGCCAACUGUGUCCGGUUGUACCCCAUCCUUAUGAAAUAUGCCUCACCAGAACAAUAUUCUCUUUGAGUGCCUCUUAUGGUAAGAAAACACACUCUGCUGAGGGAGGAUUUUGUGAUUGAAAGUAAAUAAAAAGCAAUAGCGACAUGAGAGAACGAGUCACUCAAUAUUCCCUCGAUAUCGUGGCAUAAGAGCGGAAGAUGUGCUGACAUUGUCUAAACUUUCGCAACAUUAAUCAUUAGAGCCCACUGACAAUAUCCGACCGUCACGUGAUUUAUUGUCACCCAGUCCUAUAAUACGUGCGUUGAUGAAAAUGCAAAAAGAUUUUUUUUCAGAAACAUUGUGACAUAAUUUCGAAUAUAAUUCUGAACGUUUAUUUUAACAACUGAAGCAACCUGGCUGAACUGAUUUUUUUACUAUGUAUACGUAACUAGGAAUUUAGGACUGGCGGGGUUUGAGUCCACGUACCCAGCUUUUCGUAAUGAGCUUUCAGCGGGGCAAAUAUACCACAAACAGAGUUAAUAACAAGCUUAUUGUACAGUUUGUUCGGUAUGUGUACACAUCCUGGCCAGGCUAAGAACUUCAUAAACAGAAGCCAGUCGAUAAAACCGUGUUGACCCAACUACAGUGCUAACUCAAACGACUAAGGUUUACAAUCUCUGUUCAGUCGACCUGCUGCCUUAAAUGUCCGCCCUGGCGCACUCGCACGCGCCCAUCAUUCAGAUUUCUCCACCUGUUCAGCGGAUGGUUAAAUCAAGGGAUGUGACUUGAAUCCGAUUAUGUAAUAUAAUUCAACAGUUCUAGUUCAAAUUUAUUUAACAAACUACGUGACAACAUCCGCAUCAGGUGGGCACAGAGACUGGCUCGUGAAAUUCAUUUUGAUUGAGAUAAACACGCGUAAAAGUUAGUUAUCAAUUACUGGGUAUCGCAUCCGCGUAUUAAAGAAUAAAAAUAAACAUUCUAUCAUUUAACGGAAAAUUGUCAAUGUUGUUUCGUUAAAUCCUAAACAGAUGACCGAAGGAGCAAUAUAAUAACAUGAUCAAACAUGAAAAUAGUUUCUUCGGUUUCACUGGCGUCACUCACUAGAAACAGACUCUAAUAAUCUUUAGCUAUUAAAUCUUU